Molecule: messenger RNA, 2831 nt
Organism: Elaeis guineensis (African oil palm)
Lineage: Eukaryota; Viridiplantae; Streptophyta; Magnoliopsida; Arecales; Arecaceae
Product: putative pentatricopeptide repeat-containing protein At3g01580
Biological process (GO): RNA modification
Molecular function (GO): protein binding; RNA binding
Source: RefSeq, a predicted model, not a curated record
AUGGCUAAAGAUGACUCCGAGCAUGAUCAGGAUCAAUCUGAACUUAAAUAUUUUUUCCUUACUGAAAUCAGCAAAAUUAUCCGGAUUUAUGUGAAAUAUUUCAAUUCCAUAUACAUGAGAAGCAGGGAGUCGCUCUCUAGGAUAUUCGAAGCGUGCAGAGACGCCCACUCCGUAGCUCAGCUCCACUCCCUCCUCUUCCGGACCGGCCUCUUCGCGGCUCCCGACUGCUUCUUUGCCACCCGCCUCACCGCUUCAUAUGCCCGCAUCACUCAUCUCGAGUCCGCCCGCAAGCUAUUCGACGAAAUACCCCAUCCAAACACCUUCCUCUGGAACGCGAUCCUCCGCGCCCACUCCCGUGCCCGCCAAUGGCCCGAAACCCUCCGCCUCUUUCACCGUAUGUGCCGCUCCUCCCCGUCACAUCACCGCCCCGAUGCCUUCACUCUGCCCAUCGCCCUCAAGGCCUGUGCUGCAUUCUCCGCGCUUGGCACCGGCAAAGCCGUCCAUGGUCUUGUUGUCAGGACCCACCGUGUCAGAUCCGAUAUGUUCGUGGGCGCGGCUCUCGUCGAGAUGUAUGCAAAAUUCGGAGACAUGGGAGAUGCUCUCCGAGUGUUUGAGGGAUUUCCUGAGCCAGAUGUUGUGCUUCGGACUUCCAUUGUUUCUGGGUACCAGCAGAAUGGUGAGGCUGAUAUGGCAGUGUCGUUCUUCUCUCGAAUGUUUUUGGGGAAAUCUGUGACUCCUGAUCCAGUGACCCUUGUCAGUGUGGUAUCUGCUCUUGGGCAGCUUGGGGAUCUUCAUUCUGGAAAAUCCUGCCACGGUUUUGUGAUCAGAAUGGGUUUUGAGUCCGACUUGUCUCUGAUGAAUUCUAUUUUGAAUCUAUAUGCGAAGCUGGGUGUGGUCAAAAUGGCAAAAAGAUUGUUUGACGUGAUGCCUCGAAGAGAUGUUAUAUCUUGGAGUUGUAUGGUAGCUUGUUAUGCUCAAAAUGGGAAUCCUACUGAAGCUUUAAAUGCUUAUAGGAGGAUGAAUGAUGUGGGAUUAGAGCCCAAUUCGGUUACUUUGGUUAGUGCUCUUCAGGCUUGCGCACUUGCUUUAGAUCUGGAAGAAGGCAAAAGGGUACAUGAACUUGUGAUUCAGAAAGGAUUGGAAUCAGAGUUGGCUGUUUCCACUUCUCUGGUUGAUCUGUACAUGAAGUGUUCAAGUUACAGAGAAGCAAUGGAUAUCUUCAAUCGAAUGCCAAAGAAGGAUGCAGUCUCCUGGGCUGCCAUCAUAGGUGGUUAUGCGCAAAAUGGUUUGCCCAAUGAGUCCUUGAGAGUGUUUAAAGGUAUGCUUUUGGAUGGAUCGAUUCCUGAUGCAGUUAUAAUGGUGAAGGUUCUGAAAGUAUGUUCUCAGUUGGGAAUUCAGCACCAAGCUGUCUGCCUCCAUGGUUACUUGGUCACGAAUGGUUUUGAGAACAAGGUGUUUGUGGGUGCUGCUCUUGUAGACUUGUACUCCAAGUGUGGCAACCUGGAUAGUGCUGUCAGGGUAUUUGAAAGCAUGGAGGAGAAAGACGUGGUGCUGUGGACUUCAAUGAUUGCAGGUUAUGGAAUUCAUGGCCUUGGCAGCAGAGCAAUUGCUACAUUUGAGCGCAUGAUUAAAUCAUCAGUUAAACCUAACAAUGUCACGUUUGUAUCUAUCUUGUCUGCAUGCAGCCAUGCUGGAUUGGUUGAGCAGGGAAGAAGGAUUUUUGAUAGCAUGAACCAUGUUUAUGGGGUGGUGCCUGUUUCGGAGCAUUAUGGUGUCAUGGUUGAUCUUCUUGGGCGUGGUGGACAAUUGCAUGAGGCCAUGAUGCUCAUAGAGCGUAUGCCAAAACCUGUUGACCCUGAUGCUUGGUGUGCUUUGCUAGCUGGCUGUAGAAUACACCAGAACAUUGAGAUGGGUGAGUUAGUUGCAAAAAAUUUUCUGGAACUGCAACCUUACCAUGCUGGUUACCAUAAUCUUCUGUCUAACAUGUAUGCUUUUGAUGCUAAGUGGGAUAAUGUGACAGAGGUUAGAACAGUGAUGGAGGAGACAGGGUUAACAAAAUUACCUGGGUAUAGUGCAGUCGAGGUUGGUAAUGAGGUUCACACUUUCUUGGCAGGUGAGAGAUUGCAAGGAUGGGAGAGGAUUUAUGAGUUGUUGAGGGAAUUAGCAGUGAAGAUGAGGGUGGAAGGUUGUGUUCCUUUUGAGGAAGGUUUGGUUGACUGCCAAUUAGAGGAGGAAUGUUUGGUUGAGGCCUGUCCAUAAGAGAUUCCCUGGAAGUGCAAAAUAUAUACCUAAAAAUUUUAUUCAUGGGAAUCUUUUCUUCAUUUCUAGAACCUAAGGUAAAGGCCACUGAUCAGCAGCUUUUGUCUUGCCUCCACUGACCACCAACCCUAGGUUUAGAUUCUCAUCAGCUGCCUCUAUGGGGACCCUAUGCUGGGUCUGCUGUUGUGAUUCAAUCAAUCUUUUACCCAGCACCCACUGCUUAUCUGGCAUCGCUCAAGUGAAGUGAAGCUUCAAUAUUUUUCCCCUCAUCUGAUCAAACAGGUAACUGAUGGCGUGUGCGAUGUGUAGCUGUUCUUGGGGCAUUGCCAGCCUCCGGUAUGAUUGGUACUCAAGUAGUUGAGGAGGAAGGCAUUGGAGAGCUCGAUAUGUGAAGUGAUGGUAGGUCAAAUUGCUUUAGUGAAGCAUUGUAAACAAGUGGAGUAGGAGAUGCUGUCCUUGAGCAAGUGGAGUAGAAGAUGCUCAAAAAGUGAUGCAAUACUUAAGGUAUCAUCAACAAACAUUAAAAGUUUAGCUUACCAUUGCAUCUUAAUUUGCAAUUAUCUGGAGAGAGG